UUGCCUCUAGAUAACCCAUUCUUGUUAUAAAAAGACAGUAAACAUUCUGGAGAUAAGUCUUUUCUUAUUUUGUGUGUUAGUGUGUGGAGAGAAGAUACGAAACAGAAAGAUAUCGUCAUGGCUCAUGGGAGAUAUGAUAAUAACUGCAAAAAGAAAAGUGGACAGAUUCCGAGGUUUGGAGAAUGGGAGGAAGCAAAUGAGAUGCCAAUAACACAAUACUUUGAGAAUCCAAGGCAAGCUGGUCUGCUUCGUCACCACCAUCACUCCAUUUCUUCUUACACAACCACUUCUUCUUCUUCUUCUUCUUCUUCUGCAGAAGCCUUAAAGCAUGGUUUUCACCAUCCCCGUCAACGUCACCUCCAUCCUUCAAGACAGACGGCGGGGACGAAUGAAAGGAGGCGCCCACAAAGGCGCGUGCGCGACGUCAGUGCACAGACAGACAAGUAUUAUGUUGACGUCACUGGAGUGAAGCAGCACCAAAACAACGUUGCCUCAGCUUCGAGGCCACCUAAGCCCGUUGAUGAGGAUCUCUACAAGAUUCCUCCUGAGCUUUUAUAUUCUUCAAGAAGGAAGAGAAUGCCUGGCUUUUUAGCAUGUUUGGUUCCAUGCACGUCUUAAACUGAAAAAGAAGAAUGAAGAGAAGGAUCAUGCAUGAAUCGAAUAAUGUAAUUUGUAUUUUUAUAAAUUUAAUUUCACUCAAUAUACAUAUAUAUGAUAUAGUCA
This is a messenger RNA of Brassica napus (rape), 723 nucleotides long. RefSeq lists its product as uncharacterized. NCBI's taxonomy places the organism in Eukaryota, Viridiplantae, Streptophyta, Magnoliopsida, Brassicales, Brassicaceae. The record is from RefSeq and is a predicted model, not a curated record. Bases 118 to 618 code for a protein of 166 amino acids. The transcript is spliced from 4 exons.